AUGGCAAUCCUCCUGUCGGUUGUCCCUGCGCACUCCCCAAUCUUUUGGUCCUGCGUUGGCCUCUACGCCGAUGUGGUGAAGCUGUUGUCGCCGAGCAAGAGACUGCAGAGACUUGCCGGAGAGAUAGCAAGAUACAGCCGAAGACCUCCUGAGACACCGGAGCAAGCCCUGCUCAGACGCAUGAACGAGGCCCAGACUUUGGCCGAGUACGAGAGCUGUACAGUCGCGUUGGACCACCUCCAAGGCCACGAAGCAUGGAAGAAAGAGAAGGACUCGAUCGAACCCGGCUACAACCCUGAUGUUAUUGAGAAUCAAGUCAUUCGCUUGAAGAGUGCUGUGAUCGAACGAGAUACAGCGGCUUUGCACCACCUCCUGCGGACGGGGCUCAGUCGCGACCUCGGAGGCAUGAACUCGCUGCGGCUCUACAAGCAUUCAUGGUUCGGCACCAAGAAACUGAUAGACGAUUAUAUCAACACUGUUUUAGAGGCCAUUGAUGCGUUUUCCGAGGCAAGCAUUCGCAACGACCUCUCUACGGUAGAAGUCCGGCGUUCUCAGCAAUCAUUAGAAGACGCACUGAAAUUUUUUGGACGUUCAGCAUUGACAUUGUCUGGUGGGGCACUUCUGGGUAUGAAGCAUAUUGGUGUUGUGAAAACUCUGUGGGAGGCAGAACUUCUGCCGGAGAUCAUUUCAGGAGCAUCAGCAGGCAGUAUCGUGGCCGGCAUUGUGGGAAGUUCCACUGACGAGCGGAUGGCGGAAGUGCUCGACCGAUUCCCUUUCUCGGAUCUGGCCGUCUUCGAUCCCCCGGGAACAGGCAGAGUGGGAUGGCUCACACAGCGGCUAAGCACAGUGCUGCGGACGGGCGCUUUCUUUGAAAUGGAGAACCUGAGGAGGGUGAUGAGAGAUUGGCUGGGCGACAUCACCUUCCGAGAGGCACAUUACAAGACUGGUCGCAUUGUCAAUAUUUGCGUGUCUAGCGCUGGUAGUGCGGAGCCACGACUGUUGAAUUUCGUGACCGCUCCCGAUGUCUUCAUCUGGUCAGCAGUCUGUGCAUCUUGUGCUGUGCCCAGCGUUUUCUCGCCCGCCAAUAUCUACGAGAAGGAUCCCAUUACCAAAGAGGAGAAGCUGUGGAUGCAGAACGCCAAGCAGACGUUCGUGGACGGAUCUCUGGACCACGACAUUCCUAUGCGGAAACUGUCCGAGAUGUUCAACGUCAACUUUUUCAUCGUCUCCCAGGUCAAUCCACAUGUACGAGUAUUCCUCGAUCGAGAGGAGAGUUUUCGGGGUGAGCAGCCCGGUACACCCUCCCCAGGUCCAAACCCGUUUCAAGCCGCCAAGGAAGUUCUGAGAGAAGAGAUCAUCCACCGGGCACAACAACUCGCAGACAUCGGCUUCCCGCAAGGUUUUUACAGGUGGGCUUCACUGUUCAAUCAACAGUACACGGGCGAUAUCAACAUAUUGCCCGACAUCCACCCGAGCGAGUACCUCAACAUGAUGAUGAAUCCUACAUCAGAGUUCAUGCUGAAAGCCACCGUCGCAGGCGAACGGGCGACUUGGCCUCGGAUGUGUCGAAUCAAGAACUGCGUGGCCAUUGAACUGGCUCUCAUCCAAGCGAUACAUACAUUAAGGGACAGGGUGAAUUUUGGGCCCGAGGCCCGAGCCGCCCGCGAGCGAAAGAGGUCCAACAGCAGGGGACGUCCAGGGCGUGGCCGGUCGGCUCGUCCAUCGUUCCUUCGAAGGCGCAGUCUUAGCGUCGAGUCUCCUGUAGGGGGUGAAAAUGGACUGACCCCGCCAGUACCCCUAAAAGUGCGCCGCAAUGUCAGUCUAGGCAAUAUCUCGAUGAGGCCGGCUUUCUCCAUAACCACGCCUCGGCCAACACCAUACCUCUCGCCGCAGGUGGGCAUCGAGCAGGACAUUCUGGCGGAUGCGUUGGCCAUGACAUCUAGAAGGGGAGAAACAAUCACAGGGUUGGGUAUAGUCGGCGGGCCUUGA
This is a messenger RNA of Cladophialophora yegresii CBS 114405, 1989 nucleotides long. RefSeq lists its product as uncharacterized. Gene Ontology annotation, biological process: lipid metabolic process. The coding region runs from base 1 to 1989 and encodes 662 amino acids. Lineage: Eukaryota; Fungi; Ascomycota; Eurotiomycetes; Chaetothyriales; Herpotrichiellaceae. The transcript has a single exon. Gene Ontology annotation, molecular function: triacylglycerol lipase activity. The record is from RefSeq and is a predicted model, not a curated record.